AUGAAAACUUUAUUCCUACUAUGCACGGCUGUAACAAUUUUACAGGUUUUAGAUGUAUCCAUCACGAGAGUUUCGGCCCAAAAACCGCCAAGAAGAACUCGUGAUCCAAAUGCAGGGAGAUUAGGGACGCCUAGUCCUUUAAUAAUACCCGUUAAGACUCCAAGUGGCACUAAACCCGCAGACGAUCCAGUCGCGGGUAACAAUCCUGGAACAAAUCCGAACGACGAUGAUUCGGCGGGAGCUGAGCCACCAAAGACCUUUAAAGAAUCGGGUAAAAGAGUUGUACAAACUUUGAAGAAGAUGGCCACCAAUCGGGGAGUCGGUUUAUUAAACGGUUUCACUGGGUUUCUGAAAAAAAGCGGUGGUGCAUUCAGCUUUUUUGGAAAUUUCUUACUAGACCGGGCAAAGGGUGUAAAGGACGUGGCUAAGGAAAGUUUAGGUAUGGUAUCGAGUUUCAGUGACAGCACAACAAGAGGAGCUAAACAUUUGCUCAACAGUGGUAAAGUUAUCGGUUUACAGGCUGGAACAGAAAUGUAUGAAUCGUUGCAAAAAGCGACAAGGUUGGGUAAAAAUUUAACGAAAUUAGGAGGAACUGCUGUGGGCACACCGCUGUCUAUUAGUGAAGACGUAGUGGGCACCGCCAAUCGGCUUGCCAAAGUUCCAAGUAGAGUAUCGAACAUAAUUAAUAACGGCGUAAUAAAGCCAGUUUUAAGUCGUUUCGGAUCGAAAAGCAGCGAAGAACAACCCGAAGAAGAAGAAGAGGGAGAAGAAGAAAAAGAAGAUCCACCCAAACCCUAG
Macrosiphum euphorbiae (potato aphid) is the source of this 798-nucleotide messenger RNA. The record is from the annotation of a GenBank genome assembly. Lineage: Eukaryota; Metazoa; Arthropoda; Insecta; Hemiptera; Aphididae.